Molecule: messenger RNA, 930 nt
Organism: Apus apus (common swift)
Lineage: Eukaryota; Metazoa; Chordata; Aves; Apodiformes; Apodidae
Gene: PSMB4
Product: proteasome 20S subunit beta 4
Exons: 7
Coding region: 37-813 (258 amino acids)
Cellular component (GO): proteasome core complex
Source: RefSeq, a predicted model, not a curated record
CCGCGCCUGCGCAGCGCGGCCCGCACCGUGACUAAGAUGGAGGUCGGGGGAGCGCGGGCGCCGCCGCCGUUCUGGGCCGGGGGCCCGGCCCCGGGGCAGACCUACAUCCCCGGCGGGCCCAGCCCCGCCGCCCGCGUCCUGCCCUUCACCCGGACGCUGAGCCCGAUGGUGACGGGCACCUCGGUCCUGGGGGUGAAGUUCGACGGGGGGGUGAUCAUCGCUGCGGACAUGAUGGGCUCCUACGGGUCCCUGGCGCGGUUCCGCGGCAUCUCCCGGCUCCUGAAGGUGAACGACACCACCAUGCUGGGGGCGUCCGGCGACUACGCCGAUUUCCAGUACCUCAAGCAGAUCAUCGACCAGAUGGUGAUCGACGAGGAGCUGUUGGGGGAUGGUCACAGCUACAGCCCCAAGGCCAUCCACUCCUGGCUGACGAGAGUCAUGUACAACCGGAGGUCCAAGAUAAACCCCCUCUGGAAUACCGUGGUCAUCGGAGGCUUCUACAAUGGCGAGAGCUUCCUGGGGUACGUGGACAUGCUCGGCGUGGCCUUUGAGUCCUCGACGCUUGCGACGGGUUACGGAGCCUACCUGGCCCAGCCGUUGAUGAGGGAAGUCUUGGAGAAGAAGCCCAGCCUGACGAGGGAGGAGGCGCGGGAGCUGAUCGAUCGCUGCAUGAGGAUUUUGUACUACAGGGACGCGCGGUCGUUCAACAGGUAUGAAGUCGCUAUCGCGACAGAGAAGGGUGUGGAGGUGGAGGGACCCCUGACGCUGGAGGCCAACUGGGACAUCGCGCACCUGAUCAGUGGCUUCGAGUGAUCCCCGAGGAGCUGCUCCCGGCUCGUGCCCCCGUCCUCCCCCUUCGUGUCCAUCCCCUUCUCCUUUUGAAGCUCUGAUCUGACUUGUUUUGGAGAUGAAAUAAACCUGUUGAGACAA